GGAGGCUUGAGCUUCCCAGGAUGCUCCGCGGCGGAGCGCUCAUUCUAAACUGCUGGGCGCAGAGUCCGAGGCGGGAGGCCGUGAUGGCCGCGCCGGAGCCGGAAGUCCUUUCUCCCGCCGCCGUCCCUGAUUUGGAGUGGUGUGAGAAGUCGGAAGAAACUCAUGUUCCCUGUGUAGAUCUCCUUGAGACAGUUACCUCUGCCCAGGAACCUUCCAACGCAUCGGAGCCCUUUUGUCCAAGAGACUGUCUGGUACCAGUGGUGUUUCCCGGGCCUGUAAGCCAGGAAGGCUGUUAUCAGUUUACUUGUGAGUUUCUGAAGCAUAUCAUGUACCAACGCCAGCAGCUCCCUCUGCCGUAUGAACAGCUGAAGCACUUCUACCGAAAACCACCUCAGCAGGCAGAGGACACCGUGAGGAAGAAACCUCGGGUCACCAGUGAGGUGAACAUCAGGAAAUGUCAGCAGGCCCUGGCAGAACUGGAGAGUGUCCUCGGUCAUCUACAGGACUUCUUUGCCCGGACACUAGUGCCCCGAGUGUUGAUCCUCCUUGGGGGCAAUUCCAUAAACCCCAAGGAAUUCUAUGAACUGGACUUGUCCAGGCUGGCCCCCUUCAGUGUGGACCAGGGCCUGAGCACAGCAGCUUGUCUGAGACGUCUCUUUCGAGCUAUUUUCAUGGCUGAUGCCUUUAGUGAGCUACAGGUUCCUCCGCUCAUGGGCACCAUUAUCAUGGUACAGGGACACCGCGACUGUGGAGAAGAUUGGUUCCGACCCAAGCUCAACUACAGAGUGCCCAGCCGGGGCCACAAACUCACUGUGACCCUGUCGUGUGGCAGGCCUUCCAUCCCAGCCAUGGCUUCGGAGGAUUACAUUUGGUUUCAGGCCCCAGUGACACUUAAAGGCUUCCAUGAGUGAGUGAAUGAGGGUGCUUUUUAAUCGUGAGAACAAUGGCUGGAUCAUCUCUCCCUGUGGCACCAAGUCACCCUUCUCUUGCUUGGAAUUGGAGUGUCGUCCUGGUGAGGGAAGAAGACUUCAUAUGCUGUGUGCCCAUCUUCCCUAAACAUCCUGGUGGGCUGGCACUGUGGCUGUGACUGUCAUAAUCAUUGUGGAGUAAUAUCUCUGAAUCAAAGGUUGACUUUCCCUGAGGCCACUGGGUCAGGUGGUUCUGUUUGGGGUUGGAAAGCAAAAAUGGGUCAGUAGAUUCUCCUAUGGAAGUGACUGCUCUGUCUCCUCAGAACUUUUUCCAAGGUCAUAAUGUUGAUGUGACUCAUGAAUUUAAAUAUAUAAUGAAUACAGUCCUAUUAAAUUCUCCUGAAACUUGCCACUUAAAGGGA
Molecule: messenger RNA, 1330 nt
Organism: Jaculus jaculus (lesser Egyptian jerboa)
Lineage: Eukaryota; Metazoa; Chordata; Mammalia; Rodentia; Dipodidae
Gene: Mad2l1bp
Product: MAD2L1 binding protein
Exons: 3
Coding region: 21-911 (296 amino acids)
Biological process (GO): regulation of exit from mitosis
Cellular component (GO): nucleus
Source: RefSeq, a predicted model, not a curated record